AUGACUGAAUCUAUGAGUAUCCCUGGUACAGUCCACCUUGUGGAUCUGGACCACGACAUGCAUGCUCGUCAUGCCAGUUCAUCUGCCGACAUUGUCCUGAACCCAACUCCAUCCAAGGACCCCAAUGAUCCAUUGAACUGGGCUCCCCGCCGCAAGCUACUCUCACUGAUUUGUCAGAACCUAUAUACCUGGUUCGCUGGGUUCGCAGUGUCGACCGUCUACUCUGUCCUCGUACCCCUCUCCGCCAAAUCCGGUGUUUCGAUCGCAACUCUUAAUGAGGGCACGGGAUAUAUGUUUCUCUUCCUUGGGUGGAGUCUUCUUUUCUGGCAGCCUUUUUCUUUGCGCUAUGGUAAACGCUUGACGUAUCUGAUCUCUAUUCUUGGUGCCAUAGGAACCAGUAUUUGGAGUGCAUAUGUUAGCAGCAAUGGCGAGUGGCUAGCAAAGUGCAUCAUCCAAGGCUUCUUCAUCUCCCCCAUCGAAGCUCUUCCCGAGAUCUCAGUCACCGAUAUAUACUUCACCCACGAGCGCGGUACAUAUAUGGGAAUUUAUUCCUUCGCCCUCGCCGGCAGCAAUUACUUCGCCCCAGUCGUAUGCGGCUUCAUCGCCGAUCAUCAAGGCUGGCAGUGGGUCUUUUACUGGCCAGCCAUUUUCCUGGCCGCUGUAUUUGUCUUCCUGUUCCUAUUCAUGGAAGAGACGAACUAUACCCGGGAAGUUGUUUCUGAGGACACUCCUGAGGUUACAUUCUCCCAGGGUGAGAUCAAGAACGAGAAGAGUGAUUCUGUCGCUGCGGAUACACCGGCUGCGGAGAAUGGCGAGGUUUAUAACACCCCCAAGACCUUUAUACAGAAGAUGUCGCUUUGGCAGCCAUCGCCGGGCCAAAACAUGCUUACGCGAUCAUGGCGAUCGUUGAAGUAUCUAACCUGGCCUGUUAUUUUCUACGCCGGAUUCUCUUAUGGUUCAUACCUCAUCUGGUUCAACGUCCUCAACGCCACAGCCUCACUGAUUCUUUCGGGACCGCCCUACCACUUUAGUUCUUCCAUGGUUGGCCUGAGCUAUCUUGCAUGUUGCGUUGGUGUCGUCAUUGGAGCUUUGGUUUCUGGCAGACUUAGUGAUAUUCUGACCAUCAGACUCGCUCGUCGCAAUGGUGGUAUCAUGGAAGCGGAAAGUCGCCUUUGGCCAUUUGCUAUCUGUGUCGUUAUGGUGCCCUGUUCACUGAUCCUUUGGGGCGUUGGAGCUGCCCAUAGUGUCCAUUGGUUUGGACUUGUGUUUGCGAUGGGAUGUCUCGCGUUUACCAGCGCUGUAGGCGUCACUCUCAGCGUCAACUAUCUCAUCGAUAGUUAUCAUGGAAUCAGUGGCGACGCGAUCGUCACUGUCAUUCUCAUUCGAAACACCAUGUCUUUUGCGAUUAGCUACGGCAUUACUCCUUGGAUAACUCACCUUGGUUACCAGAACUGCUUCAUUUCAGCCGCCUUUGUCGGAAUGGUAGCAUCUUCUGCGUUUAUAAUUAUGAUGGUCUAUGGCAAGAUGUUCAGAACUCGUAGUGCUGAGAAAUACUAUGAGCUGUCUGAGGAUGGUCAAAGCCAUUGA
Fusarium musae is the source of this 1587-nucleotide messenger RNA. RefSeq lists its product as uncharacterized. The transcript has 6 exons. Bases 1 to 1587 code for a protein of 528 amino acids. NCBI's taxonomy places the organism in Eukaryota, Fungi, Ascomycota, Sordariomycetes, Hypocreales, Nectriaceae. Gene Ontology annotation, biological process: transmembrane transport. The record is from RefSeq and is a predicted model, not a curated record. Gene Ontology annotation, molecular function: transmembrane transporter activity.